Molecule: messenger RNA, 1020 nt
Organism: Daldinia childiae
Lineage: Eukaryota; Fungi; Ascomycota; Sordariomycetes; Xylariales; Hypoxylaceae
Product: Casein kinase II subunit alpha
Exons: 7
Coding region: 1-1020 (339 amino acids)
Biological process (GO): regulation of transcription by RNA polymerase I; regulation of transcription by RNA polymerase III; protein phosphorylation
Cellular component (GO): cytosol; nucleus; protein kinase CK2 complex
Molecular function (GO): ATP binding; protein serine/threonine kinase activity
Source: RefSeq, a predicted model, not a curated record
AUGGCGCGGGUCUACGCCGACGUCAAUCAGAAUAUGCCCAGAAGCUAUUGGGACUAUGAUAGUGUUAACAUCAGCUGGGGAAUCCUAGAAAACUACGAGGUCGUUCGCAAAAUUGGCCGUGGAAAAUAUUCCGAGGUCUUUGAGGGUAUCAACGUGAUUAACUAUCAGAAAUGCGUCAUCAAGGUCCUGAAGCCAGUUAAGAAGAAGAAGAUCAAGAGAGAAAUCAAAAUCCUCCAGAACCUUUCGGGUGGUCCCAAUAUCGUUGCCCUCCUGGACGUUGUCAGAGACAAUCAGAGCAAGACUCCGUCUCUCAUCUUCGAAUAUGUGAAUAAUACAGACUUUCGAAGCCUCUACCCGAAGUUCAACGAUAUCGAUGUGCGUUACUACAUCUACGAGCUACUCAAGGCUCUUGACUACUGCCACAGCAAGGGUAUUAUGCAUCGAGAUGUAAAGCCUCAUAACGUUAUGAUCGAUCAUGAGAACAGAAAGUUACGUCUCAUCGACUGGGGCCUAGCCGAGUUUUAUCACCCAGGAACAGAAUAUAACGUGCGCGUUGCAUCUCGCUACUUUAAGGGGCCCGAACUGUUGGUUGACUUCCAGGAAUACGACUACAGUCUGGACAUGUGGAGUCUGGGUGCCAUGUUUGCCUCUAUGAUCUUCAGAAAGGAGCCUUUUUUCCACGGAAACAGCAACUCAGACCAGCUUGUUAAGAUUGCAAAGGUUCUCGGUACCGAUGAUCUUUUUGACUAUUUGGACAAAUACGAGAUAGAGCUUGACCCCCAAUAUGAUGAUAUCCUCGGUCAUUUCACGAAGAAGCCUUGGCAUAGUUUCGUCAAUACUGAGAACCAACGAUUCGUGAGCAACGAGGCCAUCGAUUUCCUAGACAAGCUUCUGAGAUACGAUCAUCAGGAGCGUCUUACCGCCAAGGAGGCUAUGGCACAUCCAUACUUUGCUCCCAUCCGGGACGAAGCCACUCUCAAGGAGUAUCUUGGUGGCGCAACUGUUAGCUCAGAGUCUUAA